Funneliformis caledonium is the source of this 346-nucleotide messenger RNA. NCBI's taxonomy places the organism in Eukaryota, Fungi, Glomeromycota, Glomeromycetes, Glomerales, Glomeraceae. The record is from the annotation of a GenBank genome assembly.
AUGAAUAAUAUUAUCUGUGAAGUUAUGCUUUCUAUUUGUAAUAAAGAUAAACUUAAUAUUCAUAAAGCCAGUCAGUUUAACAUUAUAAAAACUAUUAAUGUAUUAAAAGAGCAUGCACAACAAACUAAUGAUAAACCUGUACAAAUUAUUCAAUCUACAAUAACUGAUACUUCACAAGAAGUAUAUCCAUACUUUUCAUCUCAUAAUGCAUUUCGUCAAUCUAUUAGAAGAAUUAGAAAUAUGAAUUUACCUGCAGUAUCAGAAUCUUUAAGAGACCUUGUUAUUCAUAAAAAUUUAAAAAAAACCUUAGAUAGUUCUGAUUUUUUAGUCAAAGAUUCUAUAGUGG